Pleurotus ostreatus (oyster mushroom) is the source of this 1770-nucleotide messenger RNA. RefSeq lists its product as uncharacterized. Bases 1 to 1770 code for a protein of 589 amino acids. The record is from RefSeq and is a predicted model, not a curated record. Lineage: Eukaryota; Fungi; Basidiomycota; Agaricomycetes; Agaricales; Pleurotaceae. Gene Ontology annotation, molecular function: protein binding. Gene Ontology annotation, biological process: endoplasmic reticulum unfolded protein response. The transcript has 3 exons.
AUGGAUGCGCCAUCGCCGGACACCGUGCAGCUUAGCGUCGAGCUUCCUUCGUAUCUCUACUCGUUUACGGUCGACGCACCGUUGAACGGAUCCGUUGCGGAUGUAAAGGCCUUGGUCCAUCAGAGAUGCGCAGGGAAUCCGAGUGUAGAGGGGCAGCGCAUCAUCUGGAGAGGAAGGGCUCUUGCAAACGCAGAGAAAGUCGAGGAUCUCUGGAAGUCACCCGACUCUUCACGGUCUGUCCUCCUGGCCGUCCAUCCGUCUGGCUGGACGACUACACCGCCCGACAUUCCCUCAGCUCCUGGAACAAGUUCAAUGGGUGCGCCGGCGCCCGACGUGCCUGCGUCUAUACACCCGUUAUCCGCCCGACCGCCCUAUUCCACACCGUCCCCUACACCCACCCAUACGACUCCGUCACCGACGCCCCCUAUGCCGAAUAACCGCAAGCGAGAGGACGAAAUGAUACCAUACGUCGCCUACCUGCACAGGAACGCUCUGCUGACACUUGCGGGUAGCCGUAGACAGUCCCCGAUCUCUGACGAGUGGAUCGCACAAAGUAGAAAGAAGUCGAUAGACACGCUGACUCGGUGGGGAUACGAAUGGCCAACACAAUUGGAUGAGGAGUAUCCCCCUGCUGGAGAGAAGGAUGCGGGGCAGGCAAUUUACGAAGUCACUGAAACCGACGGGCGCCAGUAUCUUAAACUCCUGCAGCCUCACGCGAGGCCUACACCCACACAGAUUCAUGCCUUGAAGAUCCUAACGUACACUUUCCCGGUUAUGGUACAUUGCGCCCAGCGUCGACCCGACCCGACCCCUACUCACACCGUCGAACGCUCUGCUAACGGUACGGUCGUUCGCAUCCCCUUACAACGUGAUCAGAUCCACCUUCCACCCAACAUCAACGACCUCCUCCAACAGCUCGGCUUCCCUCGCGUCCAAUUGCCCGCUGGCGCCAAUCAACGAGUUGCAGUCAAUCACGUCAACGUCAACGUGAAUGCGCAAAAUGAGGGCGGGGCCAUUGCUGACCUCCCGUUCAGACGCUUGAUCGUUCCGCUCUCGAUGCUCCUCCUACGAACGGUUUUGCUAUUGUAUUUUGUCGCGCCGAUCAGGAAACCGGUCUUCGCAGCGUUGGUAAUCAUGUGGGUGACAUACGAGGGUUGGCAGGCAAUACGGAACUGGUUUGGACAACUGGGGAGGCCGGCUGGUCAACAACCGGGCGCUGGCGCUGCUGCUGCUCAAGAAGGUAACAACGCAGUUCCAGUUCAGGGCAAUCAAGGAAACGCUCCACAACCUGCUCCUCACGGCCGCCCUGGCGCCGCUGCUCCCCGUGGUCAAGCUACUCUCGAACAACAAGUUACCGCUGCUUUCAACACUCUGUCGACGAUGAACAUUCAGACUGAGGAUUAUUUCCUGAAUAUUCCAGCCGACCGCAUGCCUAUCCAACGGAUAUCUUUCCUCACCAAACUCACUACGUUCAUUAUUCUGUUCUUUACGACACUUCAUCCUGCGGCGUGGAAUAGGCGACGUGUGGCGCUUCGACAACGCGAAGGCCGGAUACGCACGGAGGCUGUCAUCCGAAAUUCUGAGGAGCGCGAGGUCGAAGGGGGUGAUGAAGGGGACGACAAUGGGGAGCGUCAGAGGCGGUCGGUCGAAUAUAAAGCCUUCAACGAGCGAAGACAAGCACUGAUUGACGCGCACGCACGGAAGCCAAAGUGGAUAAAGGAAUAUAUUGAGAGGGUGCUGGCGGGCGAAUGGGUCGACGACGCUGAUUAG